Pectinophora gossypiella (pink bollworm) is the source of this 2368-nucleotide messenger RNA. RefSeq names its product alkaline phosphatase-like. Gene Ontology annotation, molecular function: alkaline phosphatase activity. Bases 435 to 2261 code for a protein of 608 amino acids. Lineage: Eukaryota; Metazoa; Arthropoda; Insecta; Lepidoptera; Gelechiidae. The transcript has 13 exons. Gene Ontology annotation, biological process: dephosphorylation. The record is from RefSeq and is a predicted model, not a curated record.
GAAUCGCACGCGAGCGCGCACUGCGUGUUUCGAAAUUCUCGAAUUGCCGCGAAAAUGUAUUCCACUGAGGAAAUUGCAGCUUUGGAAUUAUUUUCUUGAACUGUUAUAUAGUCAGGACCUGCCGAAAAAACUUGUUCGAAUUUCCGUGUAGUCAUAUCAACUUUGUUAGUGCAAGUUUUGUCCGGGAGUUGAGUGUGGUUAAAACUAAGGGUGAUAAUUAAAAGUUACAAAGUGACAAAAAGGUUAUUUUUUGCGCUCAAUAAAAAACGUUUUAAGGAAGAGUUUUAAAUUGCAGUUACGAUUUACAUAACUUCUUGCCUGGAGUAUGUGGUAACUCAACUAGUUUCCUAAUGAUGAGCACCCAAGCACCAAGAACAUCCAUCAGCGAGUACUAUCAGGACUGGAAAUAGCUGGACCGAUGAGGGUAGCGAACCAUGAGUGCUUGGUGCUGGAUCGUGAUCAUCAUGGCCACGAUCAGUACCGGUGUGCUCUCGCCGGCGCCUAUCAAGACAGAAGCCAAGGAGCCUUAUGAUCGUCAGUACUGGUACACUCAAGCGCAAGAAACGCUGCAGAAACGACUGCAGUACGCGUCAGAUAAAAAUCCUGUUGCAAAGAACGUGAUCCUGGUGGUUGGGGACGGCAUGAGUCUCACGACGGCGACCGCAGCGAGGAUUCUCAGAGGUCAGAGAAGAGGACAAACUGGGGAAGACACCGAUUUAGCUUGGGAUACCUUCCCUGCUGUUGCUCUUGCUAAGACAUACAACGUGGAUGCGCAGACGGGAGAAUCCUCGGCCUGUGCCACAGCUCUUCUUUGUGGAGUCAAAGCCAGAUACGAAACCCUGGGCUUGGACGCCGGAGGCCGAUUUAACAACUGCGCCUCCGCCAUCAACUCCAAAGUCUCCUCUCUAGUCGACUGGGCGCAUGAAGCUGGUAAAUCCACCGGCAUAGUGACUACGGCUCGCGUCACGCAUGCUACUCCGGCAGCGUUGUACGCGCAUGCGCCGUCGCGGUACUGGGAAGACGACAGCCGAGUACCACCGACUGUGCGCAAGGACUGCAAAGAUAUCGCCAUGCAGUUGGUCGAGAAUGAACCCGGGAAGAAUAUUAAUGUAAUUAUGGGAGGCGGUAGACGACACUUCCUAUCGACUGUGACACCAGACCCUGAGCAUCCGAACCGCCAGGGUCGAAGGUUGGAUGGACGGAACCUGGCGGAAGACUGGGCCAGGGAGAAGAAGCGGCGGCGACUGCGGGCCCAGUACAUCCACACUAGGCAGCAAUUAGCCAAGCUUGAUCCAAGAACUGUGGACUAUUUAUUAGGACUGUUCGAGUAUUCGCACAUGGACUUCAACGCGGAAAGAGGAGCAGUGACCGAUGCAGAUGAAGAGUCAACAGCCGGCGUCACAGUCAAAGCCGACGACCCGUCUCUUGCAGACAUGACGCGCGCUGCGCUAUCCAUCUUGCUGAAAAACGACAAGGGUUUCUUCCUACUUAUCGAAGGUGGUAGAAUAGACCACGCGCAUCAUUACAACAACCCAUAUAGAGCUCUUGACGAGACCUUAGAGUUGGAGACAGCAUUGCUAGCAGCCUUGGAGAGGGUGAAUCCGGCUGAAACCUUGAUCGUAGUCACAGCUGAUCACGGUCAUGUCAUGACUUUUGGUGGACAAGCUACUCCGAGAGGACAUCCAGUUUUGGGCGCCGACACGGUCGUGUCUGAUAUCGACGGGCUUCGGUACACGACUCUUCUGUACGGGACCGGGCCGGGGCACGCUGAGCCGCGAGCGAUUCCGCUUAACGCUACCGCCUCCGCUCCCGUCGUGGUUGACGCGGUGCACGCGGCGGCAGUUCCCAGGCAGUGGGCCACACACGGUGCGGAAGAUGUCCCGAUCUAUGCUUUAGGUCCAAUGGCAACGAUUUUAUUUACUGGAGUGCUGGAGCAGAGCUACAUUCCACACGCGAUCGCUUAUGCUGCUUGCCUGGCCCACCAAUCCAGACGCUGUCAAGAGAAAACCAACUUUACACAGCCCCCGGUAAAGAUACCAAAAUGCGUCCCACCUGAAGUUAGUAGCGUUUCAGCGGCAGAAGAAACGAGAAGCGAAGGCACUAGCGGUCGACGCAUCGUCGUCGCGUCGAGCGUCAUGUCCGAUGAGCGAGCUACACGCUCCUCAGCUUCGCCGCACGCGCACCUCAACAAAAGCUACCUAAUAUCCAACCUACUUAAUUUAGUAGCACAUUUAAGUAUCGUGUGGUUCGUCAUUAAGUAAAUAAUACACACUAGAUGUCAAAGACAUUUUGUACAGGGAAGAUUGUAGAUAAAGGCACUAAUUAUAUUGUAAAUAAAUUGUGAAUGUAAAUAAAAUUAUGAAUUUUA